ACUCCUGACUUGGCUUCUCACCAUGUCUUCUCACAAGACUUUCGGAAUCAAGCGAUUCCUGGCCAAGAAACAAGAGCAAAAUCGUCUUAUUCCUCAGUGGAUUCAGAUGAAAACUGGUAACAAAAUAAGGUACAACUCCAAGAGAAGACACUGGAAGAGAACAAAGCUGGGUCUGUAAGGAUUCACACAAUGGCAA
Molecule: messenger RNA, 196 nt
Organism: Peromyscus maniculatus bairdii (prairie deer mouse)
Lineage: Eukaryota; Metazoa; Chordata; Mammalia; Rodentia; Cricetidae
Product: large ribosomal subunit protein eL39-like
Biological process (GO): translation
Cellular component (GO): ribosome; cytosolic large ribosomal subunit
Molecular function (GO): structural constituent of ribosome
Source: RefSeq, a predicted model, not a curated record